Molecule: messenger RNA, 516 nt
Organism: Theileria annulata
Lineage: Eukaryota; Apicomplexa; Aconoidasida; Piroplasmida; Theileriidae
Product: RNA modification (pseudouridylation) protein TruB family member, putative
Exons: 4
Coding region: 1-516 (171 amino acids)
Biological process (GO): tRNA modification; mRNA pseudouridine synthesis
Cellular component (GO): mitochondrion
Molecular function (GO): RNA binding; pseudouridine synthase activity
Source: RefSeq, a predicted model, not a curated record
AUGCAGUUAUUUCUUAAAUGUUUUUUGUAUAUCUUUUUCCAUCUAAACAAUUUUGUUGAAUCUUUUACGGAAAAAUCAUACAAACCAAAUGGAUUACUGAACGUUUAUAAGCCUUACGGAGUAUCCUCUACAUACGUAUGUAACAAAAUAAAGAGUAUAAUAGAAGAUAAUUUUCCAAAAAACAAACGUUUAAAGAUAAGAGUGGGUCACGGAGGAACUCUAGAUAAAUAUACGGAAGGAGUCCUUGCAAUUGGAAUAGGAGAAGGGACUAAAAUGCUCGAAAACUAUCUUAAAGGAGACAAAGAGUAUAUAUGUACUGGGACUUUUGGGUUUGAAACCGAUACAAAUGACAUUCUUGUUAGUUUAACAAAAAUAAUUGUGGAUCAGGGUAAAACAAUCUACACGGCUAAUUGGGAAUACAUAACAGACGAAUUGCUUGGAAAGGCUAUAAGAAGUCUUAAAGGGUUCCAGGUCCAAGAAUCACCUACAUAUUCAGGUUUCUUUAUUUUAAAAUAA